Misgurnus anguillicaudatus (oriental weatherfish) is the source of this 1532-nucleotide messenger RNA. The record is from RefSeq and is a predicted model, not a curated record. Lineage: Eukaryota; Metazoa; Chordata; Actinopteri; Cypriniformes; Cobitidae.
CUCUGUUUUGCGGAUUGAAAUCAUGUCUGGAAGAGGCAAAGGCGGUAAAGGACUCGGUAAAGGAGGCGCUAAGCGUCAUCGUAAGGUUUUGCGUGAUAACAUCCAGGGAAUCACCAAACCCGCCAUCCGUCGUCUCGCUCGCCGUGGUGGAGUCAAGCGUAUUUCUGGUCUGAUCUAUGAGGAGACUCGCGGUGUACUGAAGGUGUUUUUGGAGAACGUUAUUCGUGACGCCGUCACCUACACUGAACACGCCAAGAGAAAGACCGUCACCGCCAUGGAUGUCGUCUAUGCUCUGAAGCGUCAGGGUCGCACUCUGUACGACAUACUGUAUGUCAGAGCUUUUACUGAAGUCAUGGCAAGAACAAAGCAGACCGCUCGUAAAUCCACCGGAGGCAAAGCGCCAAGGAAGCAGCUCGCUACCAAAGCUGCCCGUAAGAGCGCCCCAGCCACCGGCGGUGUGAAGAAGCCUCAUCGUUACAGGCCCGGUACCGUAGCGCUGAGAGAAAUUCGGCGCUAUCAGAAAUCCACUGAGCUGUUGAUCCGUAAACUGCCUUUCCAGCGUCUUGUGAGAGAAAUCGCCCAGGACUUUAAGACUGAUCUGCGCUUCCAGAGCUCCGCCGUCAUGGCCCUGCAGGAGUCCAGCGAAGCUUAUCUGGUCGGCCUGUUUGAGGACACCAACCUCUGCGCCAUCCACGCCAUGUCAGGUAGAGGAAAAGGUGGUAAAGGACUCGGUAAAGGAGGCGCUAAGCGUCAUCGCAAAGUUUUGCGUGAUAACAUCCAGGGAAUCACCAAACCCGCCAUUCGUCGUCUCGCUCGUCGUGGUGGUGUCAAGCGUAUCUCCGGUCUGAUCUAUGAAGAGACUCGUGGUGUUUUGAAGGUGUUUUUGGAGAACGUUAUUCGUGACGCCGUCACCUACACUGAACACGCCAAGAGAAAGACCGUCACCGCCAUGGAUGUCGUCUAUGCUCUGAAGCGUCAGGGUCGCACUCUGUACGGUUUCGGAGGUUAAACGCCUAAAGUUCUGCUCAAACCCAAACGGCUCUUUUAAGAGCCACCCACAUUAUCACAUUAAGAGAUGAAAUCUAUGCAGUAUUACUGUUUUGUGUUUCUGGAAAUUGUCUUUGCGAUACGAGGAUUGUUUGAUUCUAACUCGCUAAAUACAGCUAGGUUAAUUUGGUGGUCUCGUGGCGCUUUGCUUAGUGACGGGAGAAACGAAGCUUCGAAUCAAUUGAACCAAUUGCUUCCAAAAUUGAUUCAGUUUUUCGAAGCAGUUCGAAACACCUUUUUUUUUUUACAAAAUAAUAGCAAAAUUUAAAUUAAAAUGUUACAUUUUUUUUUUAACUUAAGACAUAAUUAAAAGUGUAUUGUGUUUUUAGUUUUAUUUAGAGCAAACAAAUCAUUAAAACUAACUACCCUUUUAAUUAUUCACAUUUUUGUCUAUAAACAAAAAGUAGACAAAAUGGCAGUGUUAUUAGUCAGAAGGAUAAAUGUUUCAUGAACAUUCAUAAAAAAACUGACCCGAGUUCACCUAA